AUGUGGUUUACAUCUCAAGACUACGAGUCAGAAGAAGAAGAUGACUUGGAAUCAUCCCUUUACCACAAUUUCUUUGAGGAAGGUGAAGAUUAUAGUGAUCAGAGUUAUGAUGUUAGUAGUGAAUGUAAUGAUUCAUAUGAAGUAGCAUCUGAUGACAUUCAAGAAAUAUCUGAUACAAGUCCUGUACCAGAUGAACAAAGGUCUAGGAUUGCAACUAUGGCCGAGAUAUUUAAAACGAUGUUCCAGGGAGGUCAAUCCUCAUCUACUGCACCUCUGCCUAACCUAAAGACUACAAAGUACUUAGAUAAGGGAGAUCCUACUUACAAAUGUGACUACUGUGGUUCGAAAAUGUGGAAAUACAAGAAAAAGGCUGACAAGGCAAAAAAAGAGAGUCUGAGAAAAAAGGUCACUGAGAUGAUAGUUGAGAUGCUAGACCAAGUAAAUCCAUAUGUGCAUCAAUUCCGUUCAGCCAGAGAUAGGUUCAAUACUAACCCUGAGACUACUUUUCAUAUGAGGAUUGUUAGCAGUCGAGAAAAAGAUGGGCGGACAUAUGAUACUCCUUCUGCAUCUGAGGUUGCUGCACUGAUACCUGGGGAUUUCAAUUUGGAAAUUGAUAAAAGAAAUAUUGUUCUUGAAGAGAAGCAAACAGGAUGGCUUCAACGGAUAAGUGAAAUACACCCUUCCUAUCUAGCACUACAAUAUCCUCUUAUCUACAUAUGGUGA
Brassica napus (rape) is the source of this 723-nucleotide messenger RNA. RefSeq lists its product as uncharacterized. NCBI's taxonomy places the organism in Eukaryota, Viridiplantae, Streptophyta, Magnoliopsida, Brassicales, Brassicaceae. The transcript has 4 exons. Bases 1 to 723 code for a protein of 240 amino acids. The record is from RefSeq and is a predicted model, not a curated record.